Prionailurus viverrinus (fishing cat) is the source of this 2090-nucleotide messenger RNA. RefSeq names its product tafazzin, phospholipid-lysophospholipid transacylase (gene TAFAZZIN). NCBI's taxonomy places the organism in Eukaryota, Metazoa, Chordata, Mammalia, Carnivora, Felidae. Gene Ontology annotation, biological process: cardiolipin acyl-chain remodeling; inner mitochondrial membrane organization. The transcript is spliced from 9 exons. Gene Ontology annotation, cellular component: mitochondrial membrane. The record is from RefSeq and is a predicted model, not a curated record. Gene Ontology annotation, molecular function: 1-acylglycerophosphocholine O-acyltransferase activity. The coding region runs from base 354 to 1205 and encodes 283 amino acids.
GAGCCGGGCCCCGUCGCUGGCUCGCUUUCCGGCCGGGGCGCGGGGCGCCUGGGUGCCGCCGCCGGCCCCUUUCGCUUCUCCCUGGGCCCCCUGGCUCCUGACCCCGGUGGCGGCUGGUCUGUGACGAGAGGUCGGGCCGGGCCGGCUCUGGCCUGACCUGCGAGGUGACCUUGGUCGAGUCCCCGGUCGCGCGGAGCCGCGGCGCCCGUGUGUGGCGCGGGCCUGUCAGGGACCCAGUUCCCCCGCGGCUGAGGACACAGAUCUAGAGCGCCCCCCGCCCCAGGCUGCCCCGUGGCAGGGGAAGCGCCAGGCCGCCUGGGGCGGAGCGGGGGAGCUCGGUCUGGGUGGGGGAGAUGCCCCUACGUGUGAAAUGGCCGUUCCCCGCGGUGCCGCCGUUCACCUGGACCCUGGCCAGCAGCGUCGUCAUGGGCCUGGUGGGCACCUACAGCUGCUUCUGGACCAAGUACAUGAACCACCUCACCGUCCACAACAAGGAGGUGCUGUACGAGCUCAUCGAGAACCGAGGCCCAGCCACGCCCCUCAUCACUGUUUCCAAUCACCAGUCCUGCAUGGAUGACCCUCAUCUCUGGGGGAUCCUGAAACUCCGCCACAUCUGGAACCUGAAGUUGAUGCGUUGGACCCCCGCGGCUGCAGACAUCUGCUUCACCAGAGAACUACACUCCCGCUUCUUCAGCUUGGGCAAGUGUGUGCCUGUGUGCCGAGGAGACGGUGUCUACCAGAAGGGAAUGGACUUCAUUUUGGAGAAGCUCAACCAUGGGGACUGGGUGCACAUCUUCCCGGAAGGGAAAGUGAACAUGAGCUCUGAGUUCCUACGCUUUAAGUGGGGAAUCGGACGUCUGAUUGCCGAGUGUCAUCUCAACCCUGUCAUCCUGCCACUGUGGCAUGUUGGUCACCGUGCUCCACCCCAUGCCCGCUUCCUGGCCUCUGUCCACUGUGCUGCAGGAAUGAAUGAUGUCCUUCCUAACAGCCCGCCCUACUUCCCCCGCUUUGGACAGAAAAUCACCGUGCUGAUCGGGAAGCCCUUCAGCGCCAUGCCUGUACUUGAACGGCUCCGGGCAGAGAACAAGUCGGCCGUGAGUUGUCUCUCUGCCCUGCCACCCCCCACUUCCCUUUGCCACCCGGCAGCUGUCUUAGCCUCUCCCGGCACCCUCAGCCUCCCAGGGCUCCUGGGCAGAGCUCCCUGAGGGCCGCAGGCCAGCCUGAGUCCUUCCCCUCAGGUGGAGAUGCGCAAAGCUCUGACGGACUUCAUCCAGGAAGAAUUCCAGCGCCUGAAGGUCCAGGCGGAGCAGCUGCACGGCCACCUGCAGCCCGGGAGAUAGACGGUGCCCUCACUUCCUCCUGCAAGGGGGCGCUGGCCCCCAGGCCCGGGACAGAGGCAGCUCCCACCCAGGCCCUGGCCACCGGCCGCCGGCCGCCAGCGCUGUCUCCAGGCUCUUGCCCUGCACAGAGCUGAACUGGGGGACGGACUGAUGUUUUGAGCAGAUAUGUUCUUUUAGACAGAUUUGUGCACAACCCCAAACAGGGAUCAUGUCCCAGCUGGUGAGCAUUCCCUCUGCUCUGAGCUGCUUCGGUUGAAGGAAGGGUUUCAGCUACUCCUCCCACUUGGCCACGAGAGGAGGAAAAAAUUUCGGCAGGGACCUCCUUCCUCUCCCAGGGCUGGCGUCAGGACGGAGGGUACUUGAAGGGGGGCAGGUGGCCAGGCCAGAGGUCCGCACAGGACUUCAUGAGGCCCUUGGCUUGGCAUCCACCCGAUAGGCCUGAUCCAGGAGCUGCCUCAGCACGUCCUCAGGGACGGCCGUCGGCCACCUCUUCCUUCCGCCCACACUUCCCACAGGCGUGGGGUCCUCAGGCAGGGCCCAGCUCCACGCCGCGAGCAGAAGGGCAGCCUUUUGCUAGAAGUGAAAUCCAGCUGGAUGGAGCCUGUGGCAAGGGCCCGAGACCCAACCACUCACCCGUGUGCCGGGGCCCAACAACUGCUCUGUCUUUUCCACCUCCCUGGCAUCACCAGAGACCCCUGGGGCCUGGGUUUUCAUGUUUUGUAGCCAAUAAAGCAUCUGUGUCGUGUUUUA